This is a messenger RNA of Hymenoscyphus albidus, 1801 nucleotides long. The record is from the annotation of a GenBank genome assembly. NCBI's taxonomy places the organism in Eukaryota, Fungi, Ascomycota, Leotiomycetes, Helotiales, Helotiaceae.
AUGCAUCUCACUUACAUUUUCCCCUUGGCCUUGACGGCUGUAGUCAGCGCAAAUAUCGUCAAAGAUCCUAUGCCGGCGGCGGCUGUAGGACAACCGGCAGCAGAAAUGCCAGCAAGUAUGCCCAUGCCCGCAGCCGCUGAGGCUGCUCCGGCUAUGUCAGAGAACGCACCGAAAACUCCAGGAGCCGACUCAUCGCCAAGUGGGAAGGAUGUAACGAAGACCUUGACCCAAAUUCUGGACGAGAACAAGGCGAAACUCAGCACCUUGAAUAGUAAGUUCUCGAUCAUUUUUAGAGGGAUAGACGAUUGAUGAUUUUAUCAAGCUUUGCUCGGCAUGGAACCAGGACUCCUUCAAAUGCUUAAUAGCAUGAAGGACCUCACAAUCCUGGCCCCAUCAAAUGCAGCAUUCACCAAAUUCGAAGCAAGUGCAGGAAAUAAAGCACAGGUUGCCAAUAAAAUGAUGCUCGCUGGAAUUCUCGAAUACCAUGUCCUCAAGGGCAUGCACAUGGCUUCAUCUAUCCCAACCAAAAUGGUCUUCUUACCGUCUCUCCUCGGUGCCCCAAUGAACAUGACUGGUACUGGCCGAACUAUGGGUGCAGCGAUGAAGCGACGAGCAAUGAUGGAAAUGGAGGGGAUGUCUGGCAAUAUGGAAGGCAUGGAAGGUAUGCCAGGUAUGGCAGGUAUGGCACCAGAAGCCGCAGCAGGGCCCGGAUCAUCAGCAGCCACGAACUCAACCUCGAGCAAUUCGACCUCGAUAAUGAGUAAUGUCUCAGGUGGACAGGUCGUAGGUGUUGUUAAGAACGGAAAUAGAGUUGAAGUCAUGUCUGGAUUUAAAGAGAUUGCUACAGUGGAAACUGCCGUUAGUUCCUCACUGAAAUUACAUCGGGUACGAAUACUAAUUUGACCAGGAUCUCAUGUAUAACGGAGGUGUUGUCCAUAUCAUUGACAAUGUCAUGGCCGUGCCCCGGACAGUCUCUUCAACGGCUCUUGACUCUCAGCUGACAGCUUUGGUCGGUGCUCUCAAAAAUACCAAUCUCGUCACCGCAGUUGACACGACGAGAGAUGUCACCGUAUUCGCACCAAACAACGACGCAUUCAAGGCUAUCGGCGGUACUGCCGCGACAUUAGAUAUGCAGCAACUUUCUACUAUCCUACAAUAUCACGUAGUCAGAGGCACAGUCGGCUACAGCACUCUCUUGACCAUGGGGCUGGCCAAUAGAACUUUGACCACCCUUGCAGGUAAUCGGCUGAGGGUGACAGCAACUCAAAACAAAGUCUUUGUCAACUCUGCUCAGGUCGUGAAUGCGGAUGUUCUCGUCAACAAUGGUGUCAUGCAUGUUAUCAAUGAGUACGCAUCUAUUCUACCUUUUUUGAGAACAUUCAGCUAAUACAGUAUGCAGAGUCAUGAACCCAAGAAACACAACCGGAGUACCAAACCCAGCUGCAACAGUAGCACCUAUUGCAUUUGAGGGUGCCAAGCCAGCUGAUCAGGUCCCAUUCACAUCCGGCAUCAAUCCCACUACCACCGCACCAUCCGCAGCUACCAGAACUAAUGCAGGGUCCGCCAACGACCCCAUCAGGGGUGUCGUGGGUGCGGCUGCUUUGUUUGGAUUUGUUGCUGCAUUGUAGGCUAUUGUGCAAUGGUGAUGAUGAUGAUGGGGAUGCCGACGAUACCAGGACUUUUGGGGUGGGAAUCGGAAAAAAAUUGGAAUUGUUUUUGAUACAAGUAGGCUCUUUUUUUUUAAAGUAUAUAAAUGCAUAUAUGUUCCUUUCGUUGUAGUUACUAUCAACGAAUGUAUUGU